Branchiostoma belcheri (Belcher's lancelet) is the source of this 1017-nucleotide messenger RNA. Its product is annotated as decorin-like. The record is from RefSeq and is a predicted model, not a curated record. The transcript is spliced from 2 exons. Gene Ontology annotation, molecular function: protein binding. Lineage: Eukaryota; Metazoa; Chordata; Leptocardii; Amphioxiformes; Branchiostomatidae. The coding region runs from base 1 to 1017 and encodes 338 amino acids.
AUGGAAAACUUGACUACCGUCAUUAUCUUUGCUUUCUUUGCCACUAGUUUGGGAAAAACCACAGAUUAUACAGGACAAAACUUAGCACACGUCCCUAUAGACUCCAUCGCGCCUGACACCCACACACUAAGGUUGUCAAAUAACAAAAUAACCCACCUCCCCUCUUUCAAUACAACUCCUGCAAUACGAUAUCUUUUUAUCGACAUCAACAAGAUGAACAACAUAUUACCACAAACGUUCCAAGGACUUUGUGAGCUAGUCUACCUUGAUGUUGACAGAAAUGAGAUCGUUUCUCUUCGUCAGUUCGCUUUUUCUUCACUCACAACGUUGUCCGAACUCAUUCUCUCACAUAACUACAUUUCUCACAUAUCAGAACGUGCUUUUUACGGUUUGGUAAGUCUGGACUUCCUCGAACUCUCAGGAAACCGCCUUUCUGUGUUUCCGAUGCGGGCCAUCAAGUUAGUCCCCACUAAACAUCUCUCUUUGGUUCUGCUUAGAUUAAACAACAUCAGUAAAAUACCGAGAGACAUAAAAGCAGUGCGUCCAGAGACUUCUUACGAUUUGCGAGGAAACCCUUUGCGUUGUCCAGAUGAAUCAAACAACACAUCUAACAACACAGAGAAGAACUCGAUCCCAACACUUUCUCCCUACGACGUUCCCAACUGGUCCAAACUCCGUCAGUUACAGAUGAGGCACGAUCUCGUCUCCAUGCCGCGACUCAAACCGCUGCUGCGGACACGACCCUUCUUACUACACAAGCAGAAAUCCAUCAAUACAGUAACGAUGAUACACUCGGGCAUUCUGGAGACACUGAGGAGGGACAGGAUCACUACGCCUCUGCGGCACCGCCCCCUCUACCUGUGUGUGACGGCUACGGUCCUGGAGCUACAGGACCGGACCCGCUACAACCCGGAGCUGGACAACCUGUCUGUCACAUGGAUGAAACUGAGUCCGAUGAGGAAGAAAGGCCCUACGGAAUGGCAACAGAAAAUCCAGUGUAUGACGACACAAACCUAA